Coregonus sp. 'balchen' is the source of this 14115-nucleotide messenger RNA. NCBI's taxonomy places the organism in Eukaryota, Metazoa, Chordata, Actinopteri, Salmoniformes, Salmonidae. The record is from the annotation of a GenBank genome assembly.
AUGGAUUUAGUUGUGGUUGACUGCUCUUCUGUAUAAUAAUGUGGUUGACUGACUGGUCUCUCCUGUAUAAUAAUGUGUUGUGGUUGACUGACUGGUCUCUCCUGUAUAAUAAUGUGUUGUGGUUGACUGACUGGUCUCUCCUGUAUAAUAAUGUGGUUAUGGUUGACUGACUGGUCUCCCUUGUAUAAUAAUGUGAUUGUGGUUGACUGACUGGUCUCCCUUGUAUAAUAAUGUGGUUGUGGUUGACUGACUGGUCUCCCUUGUAUAAUAAUGUGAUUGACUGACUGGUCUCUCCUGUAUAAUAAUGUGGUUGUGGUUGACUGACUGGUCUCUCCUGUAUAAUAAUGUGGUUGUGGUUGACUGACUGGUCUAUUCUGUAUAAUAAUGUGGUUGACUGACUGGUCUCCCUUGUAUAAUAAUGUGGUUAUGGUUGACUGACUGGUCUCCCCUGUAUAAUAAUGUGGUUGACUGACUGGUCUAUUCUGUAUAAUAAUGUGGUUGACUGACUGGUCUCCCUUGUAUAAUAAUGUGGUUAUGGUUGACUGACUGGUCUCUGUCACGAUCGUCUGAAGGAUUGGACCAAUGCGCAGCGUUGCGAGUGAACAUGAUGACUUUAUUAAUCCAAAGAAACCACGAAAAACAACAAAAGACGAUACGUGAAGUUCUAUACUGAAACACACUAACAACAACACAGAAACAAUAACCCACAAAACAAAGGUGAAAACACACAGAAUAUAUAUGGCUCCCAAUCAGAGAUAACGAGCCGACAGCUGACACUCGUUACCUCCGAUUGGGAGUCAUCGACCAAUCACCACAUGACACAAACAAAAUGAAACUCACCCAUACCACACACCACCAAAUGAAAUACACCCAAACACAAGAAAAUGAACAACCCUGGCUCAAUAUAAACGUCCAUAGAGCCAGAGUGUUACAGUACCCCCCCCUAAAGGUGCGAACUCCUGGCUGGACGGCUCUGGCGGAUCCUGGCUGGACGGCUCUGGCGGAUCCUGGCUAGACGGCUCUGGCGGAUCCUGGCUGGACGGCUCUGGCGGAUCCUGGCUGGACGGCUCUGGCGGAUCCUGGCGGGACGGCUCUGGCGGAUCCAGGCUGGACGGCUCUGGCGGAUCCCGGCCGGACGGCUCUGGCUGCUCAUGGCUGGCUGACGGAUCUGGCUGCUCAUGGCUGGCUGACGGAUCUGGCUGCUCAUGGCUGGCUGAAGGAUCUGGCUGCUCAUGGCUGGCUGACGGAUCUGGCUGCUCAUGGCUGGCUGACGGAUCUGGCUGCUCAUGGCUGGCUGACGGAUCUGGCUGCUCAUGGCUGGCUGACGGAUCUGGCUGCUCAUGGCUGGCUGACGGAUCUGGCUGCUCAUGGCUGGCUGACGGAUCUGGCUGCUCAUGGCUGGCUGACGGAUCUGGCUGCUCAUGGCUGGCUGACGGGUCUGGCUGCUCAUGGCUGGCUGACGGGUCUGGCUGCUCAUGGCUGGCUGACGGAUCUGGCUGCUCAUGGCUGGCUGACGGAUCUGGCUGCUCAUGGCUGGCUGACGGAUCUGGCUGCUCAUGGCUGGCUGACGGAUCUGGCUGCUCAUGGCUGGCUGACGGAUCUGGCUGCUCAUGGCUGGCUGACGGAUCUGGCUGCUCAUGGCUGGCUGACGGAUCUGGCUGCUCAUGGCUGGCUGACAGGUCUGGCUGCUCAUGGCUGGCUGACGGGUCUGGCUGCUCAUGGCUGGCUGACGGAUCUGGCUGCUCAUGGCUGGCUGACGGAUCUGGCUGCUCAUAGCUGGCUGAUGGUGCUGGCUGGGAGACUGGCGGUGGAGGCGGACCCCAGCCUCGGAUUGCAGUCAACAUCUCCAGCAGGGCGGCUCCCAUCUGCAGGAGCUGCUCUUCCUGGUCCCGAACCCGAGCUUCCAGUCUAGUAUGGGCUGCGUCGGCUCCUGCUGAUUCCAUAGCAGAUGUAUGAUUCUGUCUGGCGGAAGGCUCUAGCGGCUCCUGUCUGGCGGAAGGCUCUGAAGGCUCAUGGCUGACGGACGGCUUUGCAGGCUCAGUACAGACGGGCGGCUUAUGCAGCGCUUGGCAAACGGGCAGUUCAGACGCCAUAGGGCCGACGGGCAGUUCAGGCGCCGUUGGGCAGACGGCAGACUCUGGCCGACUGGUAACGCACCCCGUAGGAUUCGUGCGUGGAGCAGGAACAGGCCGGGCUGGGCUGGCGACGCGCACCUUAUCCCUGGUGCGAGUGGCCGGAACAGGCCGGGCCGGGCUGGCGACGCACAUCGUGGACCUGGUGCGUGGAGUAGGAACAGACCGGUCCGUACCGGGAACACCCACCACUGGCCCUUAACUGGGGAUCAAGAACGGACCGGACCAGACUGGGAACACACUUCAGUCUCUCAUGCCGUGCCACAACAACUUCCCUCCUUCCACUCCCCAAUGGCUCCCGUACUCCGUUAGCCUUCUCUCCUUUUCUCCCUGUGGCAGCCUCCUGCUGCCCAGCUGCCCAAGCCAUGUGCCCCCCCCCCAAAAAUUUCUUGGGGUUGCCUCUCUUCCACGGGCUUCCAGCCUCGCCUUCGCGCUGCCUCCUCGUACCACCUCCUCUCGGCUUUGGCUGCCUCCAGCUCUUCACGAGGGAGGCGAUAUUCUCCCGGUUGUGCCCAAGGAUCCUUUCCGUCCAAUAACUCUUCCCAUGUCCAGACCCUCGGCUCCUGGACACGCUUGUUACGCUGCUUGGUCCUUUUGUGGUGGGUUAUUCUGUCAUGAUCGUCUGAAGGAUUGGACCAAUGCGCAGCGUUGCGAGUGAACAUGAUGACUUUAUUAAUCCAAAGAAACCACGAAAAACAACAAAAGACGAUACGUGAAGUUCUAUACUGAAACACACUAACAACAACACAGAAACAAUAACCCACAAAACAAAGGUGAAAACACACAGAAUAUAUAUGGCUCCCAAUCAGAGAUAACGAGCCGACAGCUGACACUCGUUACCUCCGAUUGGGAGUCAUCGACCAAUCACCACAUGACACAAACAAAAUGAAACUCACCCAUACCACACACCACCAAAUGAAAUACACCCAAACACAAGAAAAUGAACAACCCUGGCUCAAUAUAAACGUCCAUAGAGCCAGAGUGUUACAGUCUCCCCUGUAUAAUAAUGUGGUUGACUGACUGGUCUCCCCUGUAUAAUAAUGUGGUUGUGGUUGACUAACUGGUUUCCCCUGUAUAAUAAUGUGGUUGUGGUUGACUAACUGGUUUCCCCUGUAUAAUAAUGUGGUUGUGGUUGACUGACUGGUCUCUCCUGUAUAAUAAUGUGGUUGACUGACUGGUCUCUCCUGUAUAAUAAUGUGAUUGUGGUUGACUGACUGGUCUCUCCUGUAUAAUAAUGUGAUUGUGGUUGACUGACUGGUCUCUCCUGUAUAAUAAUGUGGUUGACUGACUGGUCUCUCCUGUAUAUGAAUGUGGUUGUGGUUGACUAACUGGUCUCCCCUGUAUAAUAAUGUGAUUGUGGUUGACUGACUGGUCUCUCCUGUAUAAUAAUGUGGUUGACUGACUGGUCUAUUCUGUAUAAUAAUCUGGUUGUGGUUGACUGACUGGUCUCUUCUGUAUAAUAAUGUGGUUGUGGUUGACUGACUGGUCUCCCCUGUAUAAUAAUGUGAUUGUGGUUGACUGACUGGUCUCUACUGUAUAAUAAUGUGGUUGACUGACUGGUCUAUUCUGUAUAAUAAUGUGGUUGUGGUUGACUGACUGGUCUCCCCUGUAUAAUAAUGUGGUUAACUUACUGGUCUCUCCUGUAUAAUAAUGUGGUUGACUGACUGGUCUAUUCUGUAUAAUAAUCUGGUUGUGGUUGACUGACUGGUCUCUUCUGUAUAAUAAUGUGGUUGUGGUUGACUGACUGGUCUCCCCUGUAUAAUAAUGUGAUUGUGGUUGACUGACUGGUCUCUACUGUAUAAUAAUGUGGUUGACUGACUGGUCUAUUCUGUAUAAUAAUCUGGUUGUGGUUGACUGACUGGUCUAUUCUGUAUAAUAAUGUGGUUGUGGUUGACUGACUGGUCUCCCCUGUAUAAUAAUGUGGUUAACUUACUGGUCUCUCCUGUAUAUGAAUGUGGUUGUGGUUGACUAACUGGUCUCUUCAGUAUAAUAAUGUGGUUGUCGUUGACUAACUGGUUUCCCCUGUAUAAUAAUGUGGUUGUGGUUGACUGACUGGUCUCUCCUGUAUAAUAAUGUGGUUGACUGACUGGUCUCUCCUGUAUAUGAAUGUGGUUGUGGUUGACUAACUGGUCUCUUCAGUAUAAUAAUGUGGUUGUCGUUGACUAACUGGUUUCCCCUGUAUAAUAAUGUGGUUGUGGUUGACUGACUGGUCUCCCCUGUAUAAUAAUGUGGUUAACUUACUGGUCUCUCCUGUAUAUGAAUGUGGUUGUGGUUGACUAACUGGUCUCUUCAGUAUAAUAAUGUGGUUGUCGUUGACUAACUGGUUUCCCCUGUAUAAUAAUGUGGUUGUGGUUGACUGACUGGUCUCUCCUGUAUAAUAAUGUGGUUGACUGACUGGUCUCUUCUGUAUAAUAAUGUGAUUGUGGUUGACUGACUGGUCUCUUCUGUAUAAUAAUGUGGUUGUGGUUGACUGACUGGUCUCCCCUGUAUAAUAAUGUGAUUGUGGUUGACUGACUGGUCUCUCCUGUAUAAUAAUGUGGUUGACUGACUGGUCUAUUCUGUAUAAUAAUCUGGUUGUGGUUGACUGACUGGUCUAUUCUGUAUAAUAAUUUGGUUAUGGUUGACUGACUGUCUCUCCUGUAUAAUAAUGUGGCUGUGGUUGACUAACUGGUAUCUUCUGUAUAAUAAUGUGGUUGACUGAGAGGUCUCUCCUGUAUAAUCAUGUGGUUGUGGUUGACUGACUGGACUCUUCUGGAUAAUAAUGUGGUUGUGGUUGACUAACUGGUCUCCCUUGUAUAAUAAUGUGGUUGUGGUUGACUGACUGGUCUCUCCUGUAUAAUAAUGUGGUUGACUGACUGGGCUUUCCUGUAUAUGAAUGUGGUUGUGGUUGACUGACUGGUCUCCCCUGUAUAAUAAUGUGGUUAUGGUUGACUGACUGGUCUCUCCUGUAUAAUAAUGUGGUUGACUGACUGGUCUCUCCUGUAUAAUAAUGUGGUUGUGGUUGACUGACUGGUCUCUCCUGUAUAAUAAUGUGUUGUGGUUGACUGACUUGUCUCUCCUGUAUAAUAAUGUUGUUGUGGUUGACUGACUGGUCUCUCCUGUAUAAUAAUGUGUUUUGGUUGACUGACUGGUCUCCCCUGUAUAAUAAUGUGGUUGUGGUUAUCUGACUGGUCUCUUCUGUAUAAUAAUGUGGUUGUGGUUGACUGACUGGUCUCUCCUGUAUAAUAAUGUGGUUGUGGUUGACUGACUGGUCUCUCCUGUAUAAUAAUGUGGUUGUUCUUGACUAAGCGGUCUCUCCUGUAUAAUCAUGUGGCUGUGGUUGACUAACUGGUCUCUUCAGUAUAAUAAUGUGGUUGUCGUUGACUGACUGGUCUCUCCUGUAUAAUAAUGUGGUUGACUGACUGGUCUCUCCUGUAUAUGAAUGUGGUUUUGGUUGACUGACUGGUCUCUUCUGUAUAAUAAUGUGGUUGUGGUUGACUGACUGGUCUCUUCUGUAUAAUAAUGUGGUUGUGGUUGACUGACUGGUCUCUUCUGUAUAAUAAUGUGGUUGACUGACUGGUCUAUUCUGUAUAAUAAUUUGGUUAUGGUUGACUGACUGUCUCUCCUGUAUAAUAAUGUGGCUGUGGUUGACUAACUGGUAUCUUCUGUAUAAUAAUGUGGUUGACUGAGAGGUCUCUCCUGUAUAAUCAUGUGGUUGUCGUUGACUGACUGGACUCUUCUGGAUAAUAAUGUGGUUGUGGUUGACUAACUGGUCUCCCUUGUAUAAUAAUGUGGUUGUGGUUGACUGACUGGUCUCUCCUGUAUAAUAAUGUGGUUGACUGACUGGGCUUUCCUGUAUAUGAAUGUGGUUGUGGUUGACUGACUGGUCUCCCCUGUAUAAUAAUGUGAUUGUGGUUGACUGACUGGUCUCUUCUGUAUAAUAAUGUGGUUGUGGUUGACUGACUGGUCUCCCCUGUAUAAUAAUGUGAUUGUGGUUGACUGACUGGUCUCUACUGUAUAAUAAUGUGGUUGACUGACUGUCUCUCCUGUAUAAUAAUGUGGCUGUGGUUGACUAACUGAUAUCUUCUGUAUAAUAAUGUGGUUGUGGUUGACUGACUGGUCUCUCCUGUAUAAUAAUGUGGUUGACUGACUGGUCUCUCCUGUAUAAUAAUGUGGUUGACUAACUGGGCUCUCCUGUAUAAUAAUGUGAUUGUGGUUGACUGACUGGUCUCUACUGUAUAAUAAUGUGGUUGACUGACUGGUAUAUUCUGUAUAAUAAUGUGGUUGUGGUUGACUAACUGGGCUCUCCUGUAUAAUAAUAUGGUUUUGGUUGACUGACUGGUCUCUCCUGUAUAAUAAUGUGAUUGUGGUUGACUGACUGGUCUAUUCUGUAUAAUAAUUUGGUUAUGGUUGACUGACUGUCUCUCCUGUAUAAUAAUGUGGCUGUGGUUGACUAACUGGUAUCUUCUGUAUAAUAAUGUGGUUGACUGAGAGGUCUCUCCUGUAUAAUCAUGUGGUUGUGGUUGACUGACUGGACUCUUCUGGAUAAUAAUGUGGUUGUGGUUGACUGACUGGUCUCCCUUGUAUAAUAAUGUGGUUGUGGUUGACUGACUGAUCUCUCCUGUAUAAUAAUGUGGUUGACUGACUGGGCUUUCCUGUAUAUGAAUGUGGUUGUGGUUGACUGACUGGUCUCCCCUGUAUAAUAAUGUGAUUGUGGUUGACUGACUGGUCUCUCCUGUAUAAUAAUGUGGUUGACUAACUGGUAUAUUCUGUAUAAUAAUGUGGUUGUGGUUGACUAACUGGGCUCUCCUGUAUAAUAAUGUGGUUUUGGUUGACUGACUGGUCUCUCCUGUAUAAUAAUGUGGUUGUGGUUGACUAACUGGUCUCUCCUGUAUAAUAAUGUGGUUGACUGACUGGGCUUUCCUGUAUAAUAAUGUGGUUGUGGUUGACUAACUGGGCUCUUCUGUAUAAUAAUGUAGUUGUGGUAGACUGACUGGUCUCUCCUGUAUAAUAAUGUGGUUUUGGUUGACUGACUGGUCUCUCCUGUAUAAUAAUGUGGUUGUGGUUGACUGACUGGUCUCUCCUGUAUAAUAAUGUGGUUUUGGUUGACAGACUGGUCUCUUAUGUAUAAUAAUGGUGUUGUGGUUGUCUAACCGGUCUCUCCUGUAUAAUAAUGUGGUUGUGGUUGACUGACUUGUCUCUCCUGUAUAAUAAUGUGUUUGUGGUUGACUGACUGGUCUUUCCUGUAUAAUAAUGUGGUUGUGGUUGACUGACUGGUCUCUCCUGUAUAAUAAUGUGGUUGUGGUUGACUGACUGGUCUCUUCUGUAUAAUAAUGUGGUUGUGGUUGACUGACUGGUCUCUCCUGUAUAAUAAUGUGGUUGUGGUUGACUAACUGGUCUCUCCUGUAUAAUAAUGUGGUUGUUGUUGACUGACUAGUCUCUUCUGUAUAAUAAUGUGGUUGUGGUUGACUAACUGGUCUCUCCUGUAUACUAAUGUGGUUGACUGACUGGUCUCUCCUGUAUAAUUAUGUGGUUGACUGACUGGUCUCUCCUGUAUAAUAAUGUGGUUGACUGACUCGUCUCUCCUGUGUGUAUUCAGUCUCUUCUUUAUAAGAAGGUCCAUGAGGCUCAGUUCAGAUCCCACCUGGCCAAUGAGAUGAUGAUGUACCACAUGAAGGUAAAGCACACACACUAACCCCCCCAACACACACACACACACAUCCAGUGCAGUAGUAAUGCGUGUGUGUGUGUGUGUGUGUGGUGUGUGUGUGUGUGUGUGGUGGUGGUUUGGUGUGGUGUGUGUGUGUGUGUGUGUGUGAGUGUGUGUUGUGUGUGUGGUGUGUGUGUGUGUGUGUGUGUGUGUGUGUGUGUGGUGUGUGUGUGUGUGUGUGUGUGUGGUGUGUGUGGUGUGUGUGUGUGUCUGUGUGUGUGUGUGUGUGUUGUAGGUAUCAGAGCAGGAAGUGGCCCAGCUGUUGGUAACUGGGCUGGAGCCAGUGGAUGAGAUUCAUCCCUUAUUCGCUGAGUUCACAUACACACCCCGCUCACUACCUGACGACAACACACCCAUGGUAAGACAGGCAGACAGAUGGAGAGUGUGCAUGUACGUAUGUGUGUGUUUCAGUGGAAAAUGCCGAGGGGUGGACGGCUCAUAAUAAUGGCUGAAACGGAGCGAAUGGAAUGGCAUCAAACCAUGUGUUUGAUGUAUUUGAUACCAUUCCCCUGAUUCCACUCCAGCCAUUAUCACAAGCCAGUCCUCCCCAAUUAAGCUGACACCAACCUCCUGUGGUGUGUUUCCAUGCACAUCCAUAGAGAUGUAUAGUAUCCAUAGAGAUGUAUAGUAUCCAUAGAGAUGUAUUGUAUCCAUAGAGAGGUAUAGUAUCCAUAGAGAGGUAUAGUAUCCAUAGAGAUGUAUAGUUUCCAUAGAGAUGUAUAGUAUCCAUAGAGAUCUAUAGUUUCAAUUUCAGAUUCAAGUUUUUAUGUGCACAAGUACAUGCACAAGCAUAGUGAAUUCCUUUCCUGCAGCUCUAACCCCAACAAUGCAGUAACCAAUAACAAUAUUCAGGCACACUGCAAACAGUCUUGUUGUUCCUGCUGUACUGUGUCUAAUCUCUGUCUCUCCUGUGUCUCCAGGGUAUCCUGAGUAUGUUUGAGGACAUGGGCUUCAUCAACACCUAUAAGAUUGACCUGCACACUCUGGCCAGGUACCGCCCCUCUCUCUCUCUCUCUCUCUCUCUCUCUCUCUCUCUCUCUCUCUCUCUCUCUCUCUCUCUCUCUCUCUCUCUCUCUCUCUCUCUCUCUCUUUCUCUCUGUCCAAUCACUGUUUGUUUAUGAUAUGGUUGCUAUGGUGAUGAAGUGGUUGUUAUGGUGAUUGAUUGUGUGGUUGUCAUGGUUGCAGGUUCUGUCUGAUGGUGAAGAAGGGUUACAGAGAUCCUCCCUAUCACAACUGGACUCACGCCUUCUCAGUCUCUCACUUCUGUUAUCUGCUCUACAAGAACCUGGGCCUGGCCAAUUACCUCGAGUUAGUAGAAACCCCUUAAACCCUACAUACUAUACCAUAUACCCUAACCCUACAUACUACACCCUACACCAGGGGUCCGCAAUUACAGUGCAUUCGGAAAGUAUUCAGACCCCUUGACUUUUUCCACAUUUUGUUACGUUACAGCCUUAUUCUAAAAUGGAUUAAAUUGUUUUAUCCUCCUCAUCAAUUUACACACAAUACCCCAUAAUGACAAAGCAAAAACAGGUUUUUAGAAAUGUUUGCAAAUACAUUAAAAAAUUAAAAACGGAAAUUUCACAUUAUUAGGGGAGUUUCUUCCAUUCUUCUCUGCAGAUCCUCUCAAGCUCUGUCAGGUUGGAUGGGGAGCGUCUCUGCCAGAGAUGUUCGAUCGGGUUCAAUUCCAGGCUCUGGCUGGGCCACUCAAGGACAUUCAGAGACUUGUCCGGAAGCCACUCCUGCGUUGUCUUGGCUGUGUGCUUAGGGUCGUUGUCCUGUUGGAAGGUGAACCUUCGCCCCAGUCUGAGGUCCUGAGUGCUCUGGAGCAGGUUUUCAUCAAGGAUCUCUCGGUACUUUGCUCCGUUCAUCUUUCCCUCGAUUCUGACUAGUCUCCCAGUCCCUGCCGCUGAAAAACAUCCCCACAGCAUGAUGCUGCCACCACCAUGCUUCACCGUAGGGAUGGUGCCAGGUUUCCUCCAGACGUGACGCUUGGCAUUCAGGCCAAAGAGUUCAAUCUUGGUUUCAUCAGUCCUUUAGGUGCCUUUUGGCAAACUCCAAGCGGGCUGUCAUGUGCCUUUUACUGAGGAGUGGCUUCUGUCUGGCCACUCUACCAUAAAGGCCAGAAUGGUGGAGUGCUGCAGAGAUGGUUGUCCUUCUGGAAGGUUCUUCCAUCUCCACAGAGGAACUCUGGAGCUCUGUCAGAGUGACCAUGGGGUUCUUGGUCACCUCCCUGACCAAGGCCCUUCUCCCCCGAUUGCUCAGUUUGGCCGGGCGGCCAGCUCUAGGAAGUGUCUUGGUGGUUCCAAACUUCUUCCAUUUAAGAAUGAUGGAGGCCACUGUGUUCUUGGGGACUUUCAACGCUGCAGAAAUGUUUUGGUACCCUUCCCCAGAUCUGUGCCACGACACAAUCCUGUCUCGGAGCUCUACGGACAAUUCCUUCGACCUCAUGGCUUGGUUUUUGCUCUGACAUGCACUGUCAACUGUGGGACCUUAUAUAGACAGGUGUGUGCCUUUCCAAAUCAUGUCCAAUCAAUUGAAUUUACCACAGUUGGACUCCAAUCUCAAGGAUGAUCAAUGGAAACAGGAUGCACCUGAGCUCAAUUUCGAGUCUCAUAGCAAAGGGUCUGAAUACUUACGUAAAUAAGGUAUUUCUGUUUUUUAUUUUUAAUAAAUGUGCAAAAAUGUCUAAAAACCUGUUUUCGCUUUGUCAUUAUGGGGUAUUGUGUGUAGAGUGAUGAAGAAAAAAAAGGAGUUAGUAGAAACCCCUUAAACCCUGGAGUAUAUACCAUAACAGUACACACUACACCCUACCUGCUCUGAAAGAACCUGGGCCUGGCCAACUACCUCGAGCUAGUAGAAACCCUGGCACCCUUUAUCCUAUAAUCUACAUACCACAUUUACAUUUUAGUUAUUUAGCAGACGCUCUUAUCCAGAGCGACUUACAGUUAGUGAGUGCAUACAUAUUCAUACUGCCCCCCCGUGGGAAUCGAACCCACAACCCUGGCGUUGCAAGCGCCGUGCUCUACCAACUGAGCUACACGGGACCUAUAACCAUACACACUAUACUUUAAACCCCUGCACCCUGCACCCUAUACACUAACCUCCUACCCCGCCCGCUCUCUCUGUAGGAAUAUAGAGAUCUUUGCUCUCUUUGUCUCCUGUAUGUGUCAUGACCUGGAUCACCGUGGGACUAACAACUCCUUUCAAGUGGCCUCGGUAAGACUGCUCAAACACACACACACACACACACACAACCUAUAACAGUCUUGGGUAUCCUGUUAACACAACACACGCACACACACACACACACACACACUCUCAAAUGCACACAUAUAUGUAGGCACAGCCUUGAUAAGACCCCUCCAAACACACACACACAGGUAUAGCACCGGUAACACUUGUCGAACACACAGUAGGAAAAUUCAGGGAAAGACUGACUGUGGUUAGACAAGAGUAGUACACUUCACUUCAGUGUACAUAGAGCGCAGACUGAGAGGUGGUAUAUCUAUGUAAUAACGUGUUCUGUCUUCUUCCUCUACAGCAAUCUGUCCUGGCUGCCCUCUACAGCUCAGAGGGCUCUGUGAUGGAGGUGAACACAAACAUUUGUGCGCACACACGCACACACACACGUGCACACACGUGCAAGUGGCCAUCCUUCAACCUCCUAUCCCAUAAUAACCUGUGUGUGUUUCCACAGCGACACCACUUUGCCCAAGCCAUAGCCAUUCUGAACACCCACGGCUGCAACAUCUUCGACAAGUUCUCCAGAAAGGUCAGUUUCUCUCCAGUCUGGGAUCCCACACUGACUGUCUCCUGACCCAGGACACCCAGGACUUUUAUAGGGUGUGUGUGUGUGUGUGUGUGUGUGUGUGUGUGUGUGUGUGUGUGUAGUAUUAACAGGACACCCAGGACUGUUAUGGGUUGUGUGUGUGUUGUGUUAACAGCACUGUAACGGAAAAUUAAUUUAUACGGUAAUUUUGGGUAUUAUCAACAGUAAAAUACUCUGAAACAUUUUACUGCAGCAUACUGUAAAUUAUGCUGCAUUGUGGGAAAAUGUUGAGGGUGGGGAAAUAAUUGCUGUAUUUCGAUUGGUACUGUCAUUCCAUCCCACAGAAUACAGUACCGUACCGUAUCUUUGGAGCGCCAAAAACCUUUGACCUUUGGGUGCAUGGUAUUGUUGUUGCUGGCUCAUUAACAUAUUUGGAGGCGUGCCUUGUAAAAGGCUAUAUUUGUUGCACCCCUGAGUGAGAACUCCUAUCUGUUUAUAGUGUUUAUAGUGCCCCAUCAAUUUAAACUGUAUAGGGGACAGAUUGGAGUGGCAGCAAGUCUUAUACCUGAAAUGGGUGAACAUUUUGCAAUGUCCUUUUGGUCUGUUUUCCACUGUAGUCGCUGCCAGUUUGGAAGCUUUUGUUUAAGCCUCUAAAAGUGUAAGUGAUAUAAAACACCAAAUAUUCAUUAAUACACUGUAAUGUGUAAACAUUUUACCUAGCAGCCAACCUGCUUGCACCAUUCCCUUGUAAUUACAGUAAAAUACUGUGAAAUACAAUUAAUUUAAUCCAUUCAUUUAUUCAUUCUGAUUGCGGCAGCAUUUACUUCAUUUCACAGUACUUGCUUUGAUACCGUAUUUAGAUUACAGUAUGUAUACUGUAAUAUGAAAUACAGAAUUUUACCUGCCACUAAGCUGCCUGUGAGAUACUGUCAAAUUCACGGACACCCAGGACUGUUAUCGGUUGUGUGUUGUAUGUUAACAGGACACCCAGGACUGUUAUCGGUUGUGUGUUGUGUGUUAACAGGACACCCAGGAUUGUUAUAGGUUGUGUGUGUGUGUGUGUGCGUGUGUUGUGUUAACUCGUGUGUGUGUGGUUGUCAGGACUACCAGAGGAUGUUGGACCUGAUGAGAGAUAUCAUCCUGGCCACUGACCUGGCUCACCAUCUCCGCAUCUUCCCCGACCUGCAAAGGAUGGCUGAUGGUAAGGCAGUGUGUGUGUGUGUGUGUGUGUGUGUAUGUGUGUGUGUGUGUGUGUAUGUGUGCGUAUUUGUGAGUAUAAUAGUCUUCCAUUCUCGCUCCCUUUCUGUUUGUAUGUGUGUGUGUGUGUGUGUAUGUCUGUGUGUGUGUGUAUGUCUGUGUGUCUGUCUGUGUGUGCGUGUAUGUGUGUGUGUGUGUGUGUGUGUGUGUGUGUGUGUGUGUGUGUGUGUGUGUGUGUGUGUGUGUGUGUGUGUGUGUGUGUGUGUGUGUGUGUGUGUGUGUGUGUGUGUGUGUGUGUGUGUGUGUGUGUGUGUGUGUGUGUGUGCGUGCGCGCUAGCUGGCUACAACCCCAAGAAUCAGACCCACCGUUCUCUGCUGCUGUGCCUGCUGAUGACAUCAUGCGACCUGUCGGACCAGACCAAGGGCUGGAAGACCACCCGCAAGAUCGCUGUGAGGAACCCUAACGUCUACUCCUAACCCUCAACCCUAAAGUUAACACUAACCCUAACCCUAGCCUCAACCACAACCCUAACCCAAACCCAAAAACUAACCCUAGCUUCAUGUCCACAUCCCGGUUCAACCCUAACCCCAGACCCUAGUUGACCUUUGACCCUAAACCUCUUUAUCUCCUCUGUGUAUUCAGGAGCUGAUCUAUAAAGAGUUCUUCUCCCAGGGGGAUCUGGUAUGUGUGCUACACUGUAUUCGUGUAUGUGUGUGUGUGUGUGUGUGUGUGUGCGUGUGUUGGGGGGUGGGUGUGAGGGUGUAUCUGACGUGUGUAACUUCUGUGUGUGUGUGUGUGUAGGAAAAGGCUAUGGGGAACCGUCCCAGUGAGAUGAUGGACAGAGAGAAGGCCUACAUCCCAGAGCUACAGAUCAGCUUCAUGGAACACAUCGCUAUGCCCAUCUACAAGUAAGAGCCAAUCACAACACAGCGUUUAUCACUACUGACCCAAUCACAACACAGCGUUUAUCACUACUGACCCAAUCACAACAAAGCGUUUAUCACUACUGACCCAAUCACAAAACAGCCCACAGCACUUGCACCACCUAAUGUUGUGUCCCCCGCCCCUGUCCCUUGAUAGGCUGCUGUCAGAGCUGUUACCAGGGGCAACCGAGCUGUAUGAGCGUGUAGCGACCAAUCGAGUGCAGUGGACCAAAGUCUCCCACAAGUUCACCGUCCGUGGGUUGCCUAGCAACAAUAGCCUCGACUUCCUGGACGAAGAGUAUGAGCUGCUGCAAUCCCAGGGUGCACUGGGGGAUGACAGCCACUGCGAUGACACCCACUGCCUCAACGGUUGCCUGGAUGAUGGGGGGAGGGGCCAGUGA